Messenger RNA from Juglans microcarpa x Juglans regia, 1516 nucleotides. Its product is annotated as DNA topoisomerase 6 subunit A. Gene Ontology annotation, molecular function: DNA binding; ATP binding; DNA topoisomerase type II (double strand cut, ATP-hydrolyzing) activity. NCBI's taxonomy places the organism in Eukaryota, Viridiplantae, Streptophyta, Magnoliopsida, Fagales, Juglandaceae. The record is from RefSeq and is a predicted model, not a curated record. Gene Ontology annotation, cellular component: nuclear chromosome. Gene Ontology annotation, biological process: meiotic DNA double-strand break processing; DNA topological change; reciprocal meiotic recombination.
GUUGGAUACCCUCAAAGACUUGUUUCCCGCUUUUCCGUUCUUUAAGCCAUCCACAUCUUGGUAGCUCCUCUCACUCUCUCUGUCAAUGGACGACAAGAAGAGGAAACGCCGCCGACCGGAACCGAGCUCCGAUGACGAAACCAGACUCCCCUUCAAGGACCGCCUCAAACCCGACUCGAUUAUCCUCGAAUCCCUCCAAGACCUCCUUAGAACUCACUCCGCUUCCUCCUCUAACACUAAAACCCUAACCCUAACUGAACUCUCCCUGGCCUCCACAUGUCGCGAGGUGACCGACCUCUCCCUCCCCUCCGUCCAAUCCGCUAUCGAGUCCCAAAUCUUGAAGAUCGCCCACUCCAUCCUCUCCGGCCACGGCUUCUCCUUCGACGUGCCCUCCCGCUCCGCCGCCAAUCAACUCUACGUCGCGGAACUCGACCGCAUCGUCCUGAAAGACAAAACUUCCCUCCGCCCCUACGCUAAUAUCUCCACUGUCCGCAAGUCCACCAUCACUACCCGUAUCCUCCAGCUCAUACACCAGCUCUGCUCCAAGAACAUCCACGUUACCAAGCGUGACCUCUUCUACACCGACGUCAAGCUCUUUCAGGACCAGACCCAGUCCGAUUCCGUCCUGGACGACGUCUCUUGUAUGCUCGGCUGCACUCGCUCCAGCCUCAAUGUCAUCGCCGCUGAGAAAGGGGUUGUUGUGGGUCGGCUGAUUUUCAGCGAUAAUGGCGACAUGAUCGAUUGCACGAAAAUGGGAAUGGGCGGAAAGGCCAUUCCCCACAUUGACCGAGUUGGGGAUAUGCAGAGCGAUGCAUUGUUUAUACUCCUGGUUGAGAAGGAUGCGGCAUAUAUUCGAUUGGCCGAGGAUCGGUUCUAUAACCGGUUUCCAUGUAUAAUUGUGACAGCAAAGGGGCAGCCGGACGUUGCCACGCGGUUGUUCUUGAGGAAGAUGAAGAUGGAAUUGAAGCUCCCCGUGCUUGCACUGGUGGACAGCGAUCCUUACGGGUUGAAAAUUUUGUCCGUUUACGGAUGCGGCUCCAAGAACAUGUCGUACGAUAGUGCGAAUUUGACGACCCCUGAUAUAAAGUGGUUGGGGAUUAGGCCGAGUGAUUUGGAUAAGUAUAAGAUACCAGACCAGUGUAGAUUGCCUAUGACGGAGCAGGAUAUUAAGACCGGAAAGGAUCUGUUGGAGGAAGAUUUUGUGAAGAAGAAUCCGGGUUGGGUUGAGGAGCUGACUUUGAUGGUGAAGACGAAGCAGAAAGCGGAAAUUCAGGCUUUAAGCACGUUUGGGUUUCAGUACUUGUCUGAGGUCUAUUUGCCACUCAAGCUGCAGCAGAGGGACUGGCUGUGAGAGGCGUGGCUUGAGUGGGCAGAGUAUUUGUGUAAUGGUAAUUCCUUUGUGUAUCUCUUUGUUUAAUUUACAUUUGGGAUGAAAAAUGGGAAUUUCUCUUUAGUUAUGCUGAAACUUCCCGUAUAUGCCUUCAGCUGAUCAAUAAUAGUAAUGUCGGUUUGUUGA